AGAGGACAAAAUGAUCCGAGUAUGGGAUUUGGAGACUGGCGAGGCAUUUGGUGCCCCACUCCAAGGCCACACUACCACUGUUUCGUCCGUCGCAAUCUCGUCGAUAAACCUCUCAUGCUGCUUGAUAUCAUGGAGAAAAAUGCUCCGCAGGCUGAAUUCGCAUUUUUAUCGGUGUGUUAUACCGCCGUCGGCGAUGUGAAGAGGCCUGACGAAGUCAUCCACCUUGCAGCUGGUCUACAAUUUUCGGGAUUCAAUAGUGUUACUGGCACUCUUUGGACGGUCGAUGACGCCGUCGCAAAACACGUUGUUGAGGUUUUCUAUCACAAUAUGUUCGAGGAUUUGGAGGAUGGUGACGUGGACUGCACGAAGGCGACCUUGGCGCUCAGCCAUGCUACGUGCGCCGUGAAGAAGAUAGUACCGCUCGAGCAGAGAAUCGUUUUGGCUCAUAUUGAUCAGAGCGAAGUGAGGUGCAAGAGGAAAUUUAGAGAAUGCGAGUGGAUCUGCACGGUUAACAUAACGAGAACCGAGAAAAGCAAAUCAUGUGCCUCAGACCGUACUUGAUGCCACCUUCCUCGUAGAAGACACAUACACCCGCGUUCACAGGCACUUUCUCGAGUUAACCACCGACGACUUUGCGAAC
Suillus paluster is the source of this 640-nucleotide messenger RNA. RefSeq lists its product as uncharacterized. The coding region runs from base 22 to 561 and encodes 179 amino acids. The record is from RefSeq and is a predicted model, not a curated record. NCBI's taxonomy places the organism in Eukaryota, Fungi, Basidiomycota, Agaricomycetes, Boletales, Suillaceae. The transcript is spliced from 5 exons.